This is a messenger RNA of Melanotaenia boesemani (Boeseman's rainbowfish), 3015 nucleotides long. RefSeq names its product regulator of G-protein signaling 21-like. NCBI's taxonomy places the organism in Eukaryota, Metazoa, Chordata, Actinopteri, Atheriniformes, Melanotaeniidae. Bases 1410 to 1997 code for a protein of 195 amino acids. The record is from RefSeq and is a predicted model, not a curated record. The transcript is spliced from 6 exons.
UUUUCAAUGUCUAAGCAAAUAGAUAUGACCCUGCUAUUGGAUAAUUACUGCAUGGGCAAUAAUCUUUCAGCUGGCAACAAGUUAUUCAACACAAAAUGCUGCAAUGAGUAGCUUCUCGUUUCUUAAAAAACAUGUUGAAAGACACGUCCUGGGGUCAUUAAAAAGAUGUUAGUCUAUUAAAGAAGGCUCAAAUUACUGUCAUCAGGCAAAGAAAAUAUCUGAGUAGCGUCAGAAAACUAUUAAACAUGGAUAAAGAAUUGUCUAAAGAAUUAUUAAAAACUGGAAGGGUUGUAAGGGACAUCAUCUUCCAUGAAAACACGAUCAGAAAACAAUCCUGAAUGAUUGUUAUAAAUUAGACAGAAAAAAAAUUCAAUAUAUAAACAACUUAACUCCUAAAAAUGUAAUUGUAAACAUAGUUUAAGCAGGAUGGGAACCAGUCAAAUCACAGCUAAUGUCACUUCAUACAUAUAGUGGAUAACUUUGAGUUCUUAUGAAGACAUUUGUUUAAUUUGACCAAAAUAAAAAUGAUUUACAGUAUCCUUUAAAAACACAACUUCAUGAACAAUGCUCAGUCAUGAGGCUACUUUACAUUAGCAAGUAAGCAGUGUUUAAACAUUUUUAAAAGCAGUGCACAAUUUACAAUAUGAUGCAUUAUAUGCAUGAAAAAAAAACAUUUUCAACAAAAACUUUGUGUAAACUCAAUGGAUCUGUCACAAUGACACUGUGCUCAGUGACCAAAACAAUUUGCAUUCACUACAGUUUCCCACAUUCUUGUGUGAAAGUACAAUUUACUCAUGCAUGCAAUAUUAAGGGUGUUGGCCACUGAAAAGUUGAGUCCAAUGUUGCAUGUGCACUCACUGCUCCUGCGAUUCUAGAAAGGAAAUUUGAAACAAACCCACUUUAGCAUUAGCCUAACCACAAGCACACCAGCAUAUCUGACAGUGAGACACCUGAGGGUUUCCAAAAGAACACAAAACAGAAACACACCCAUAUUUAUGUCCAAAAAGACUCAAAGACACAGACAGACAGACAGACAGACAGAUAGAUAGAUAGAUAGAUAGAUAGAUAGAUAGAUAGAUAGAUAGAUAGAGAGAUAGAGAGAUAGAGAGAUAGAUAGAUAGAUGGUGGUACAAUUCUUCUCAGACUUUCAAUAGAUGCCAUUUGGCAAAACUUUGAGCCCCAUCUUGCUCCAGAUGGAGAGCUUUGACCUCAUCUGAUAGCUUCACCACCACUGACUGAGUGAGAUUGUGAAUGUGUGAAUGAGAAACAAACCCGCAGCAAUGGUUUAGUGUUUAUCCAAUAAAGAUUUACUGUGAUGUGCAGCAUGACAUGUAUGACACGGAGUGGGGAGGGAAAAAAAAAUCUUCCUUUCCAAAUGGAAUUUUACAGCUGUGAGUCAGUGACACCAGAUGUUGACACCAGCUACUUUCAUCAAAAGGAUUCGCUUUUAUGAUAUUAAGGAUCUGAUGCCAAACAUGAAACGGCCCAGAAGGAUUGAUAUAAUACUGACUCGGACAAGGCGAAAGAAGGACACCGAAUGCCUUUCAGAACAGAAAAUAAAUGAUGAGACAUAUCCUCCGGAUCAAAGUUUGCAGGUUGAUCAUAAACUUCACUUAUCUCUGGAGAAAUUGCUGAGAGAUAAAAGGUACUUGGCAGCAUUUCGCUCUUUCUUACAGUCUGAGUUCAGCGAGGAAAACAUUGAGUUCUGGCUCGCAUGUGAAGACUUUAAAUCAACAGCUUCCCCAGAUGACCUGAGCUGGAGGGCAGAGGAGAUCUAUCGGGAGUUCAUCCAGCCUACAGCCCACAGAGAGAUCAAUGUAGACCAUGAUGUCAGAGAGAAGAUCAAACGGUCUUUGGAGAGGCCGAGUCUCUCCUGCUUCGACGAAGCCCAGAAGCAUGUCUACCUGCUGAUGCAAAGAGACUCUUGCCCUAGAUUCCUGCAUUCAGACGCCUACCUGAGUCUUAAAGGCAAAUCCAGGACUGUUUGGUACUUUUAGUUUAGAGAACAAAAACUGUUGUUCCCAUUUUCUAUUUAUCUGAAUUGAGAAGGUGUUUCACACUGUAAGAGAGGUGAAGCCUGCUUCCAAUCAGUUGUCUUUUCAGGAAAUAGCAUCUGUUACUUUCGGUAAACACAAACUGAAACUGUGCUUUCAACCAAGUGUAAUUUUAAACUCUCAGUGAUGGUCAAAUGAUGUAUUGAUGAAAAGCUGUUUACCAGAAUAAAGCAGGUUAGGUACCACAGGAGCAAAGCAAUGUGAGUGACACGAUGUUAAACAGUUCAGGGUUGCUUAAAAUGCUGUUUACUGUAAUUUUAAGCUAAACAAGGUGCAUUGUGUACAUUAAUAAAAUGAUAAAAUGAGAGAAAAUGGUUUUUGAUUUUGUGGGAUGUCACUAUCUAGUUACAUAAAUAGGCAAUAUGUUAUUAUUUACAAAAAUGGGACUUCUUUGCCAACAUUGCAUUAAUUCCAGCUAGUGUUUGUGGUCAUUCCUACUCAUCGUCUAUGACAUAUUAUCAGAAAUUAUAUUUGUCAGACUGACUGACUAACUGCAGACAUGCUGAUGGGCAUGAGUCAAAAGAAAGAGAUUGAGAGUUUCCAUAGCUCACCCAGCAAUGAGAUUCUGUUUAAGAUCACAUGGCUGAUAUAUCCUCUAAUUAGGUACUGGGAUGACUCUGUACACCAGCAACAGGGUUUGACGAACUGGAAAAAAGAAACCCCUCUUUGAACCUUGAUCCCACUCUGUUCUUUAAAUGUCCUUAUUCCUAAAAAUGCUGCCUAAAAAAGGAGUUCUGAGACAGCUAAUAAUAACUCAGGGGCUUAAACAACAACAGUGGAGUCAUCGGACAACCUGAAGCGUAACAGCCUGAAUGUGCUUCCUUGUUAGGGGAAUAAUCUCAUCACCCUCAGACAAUGAUGGGACAGAUACACAAGUUUUUUUUACCAAGAAAAAAAGAGUAGCACUUUAAGAAAAGAUAGUUUUUUUGUUUAAGUAUAAGAUUUUCCUACCACCUUUUUA